AUGGUGCUGCCCUGGGCCCUAGCAGUCCUGAGCCUCCUUCCUCUGCUGGACGCCCAGGACAUAGCAUGUGCCAAUCUGAAGGCUGCGCCUAUCACCAAUGACACCCUGGAGCGGAUAUCAGGCAAAUGGUUUUACAUCGCCUCGGCCUUACGUAAUCCCCAAUACAAGGAAUCAUCGAGAGAGAUCCAGGCGACCUUCUUUCAUGUUACCCCCAACAUGACAGAGGAUGUGAUAUUGAUCAAGGAGUACCAGACCAUCCGGGGCCAGUGCAUCUAUAACUCUAGCUACUUGAAGGUCCAUCGGGAGAACGGGACCCUCUCCAGAUAUGAAUGGGGCAUAGAACAUUUUGCCCACCUGCUGCUCACCAAGGACCCCAAGACCUACAUGUUUUCCUUCUUCCCAGAAGACGAAUUGAACCGGGGGCUGGUCUUCUAUGCUAACAAGCCGGAGGUGUCUGAGGAACAGCUAAGAGAGUUCUAUGAUGCCCUCAAAUGCAUGGACCUGCAGGAGACAGAAAUCCUAUACUCUGAUGGGAAAAAGGAUCUGUGUGGACCACUGGAGAAGCAGCAUGAGGAAGCGAUAAAGAAGAGGAAAAAGGGGUCCUCAGUGGACCCAGUCUUGGCUUAG
This is a messenger RNA of Chrysochloris asiatica (Cape golden mole), 627 nucleotides long. RefSeq names its product orosomucoid 2 (gene ORM2). The record is from RefSeq and is a predicted model, not a curated record. Bases 1 to 627 code for a protein of 208 amino acids. Gene Ontology annotation, biological process: regulation of immune system process. NCBI's taxonomy places the organism in Eukaryota, Metazoa, Chordata, Mammalia, Afrosoricida, Chrysochloridae. The transcript is spliced from 6 exons.